This is a messenger RNA of Jaculus jaculus (lesser Egyptian jerboa), 2547 nucleotides long. It is a transcript of the gene Slc45a1, whose product is annotated as solute carrier family 45 member 1. Gene Ontology annotation, molecular function: sucrose:proton symporter activity. Lineage: Eukaryota; Metazoa; Chordata; Mammalia; Rodentia; Dipodidae. Gene Ontology annotation, cellular component: membrane. The transcript is spliced from 9 exons. Gene Ontology annotation, biological process: transmembrane transport. The coding region runs from base 151 to 2409 and encodes 752 amino acids. The record is from RefSeq and is a predicted model, not a curated record.
GGUGAUGCUGCAGCGGCCGCGGCGGGCUGGGGGGCGCCAGGCCAGGACCAAGCUGCGCUCGGGGCAGCCAGGAGCCCAGCCUCGGAAAGGGAUGCCUCCCGUCUGGACGCACAGGUUCCCUCACAGCGACACCCACCAGCCCUGCCUACGAUGAUCCCCCCGGCAAGCAGCGCCCCUCCGGGAGAGGCCCUCUUCCCAAGUGUGGCUCCUCAGGACUUCUGGAGGACCGCCACCUCCAGCUAUUCGGGGUCAGUGACUCGGCAUAUCAGCCACCGGGCCAACAACUUCAAACGUCACCCCAAGAGGAGGAAGUGCAUUCGUCCCUCUCCACCCCCACCCCCCAACACCCCAUGUCCCAUUGAGCUGGUGGACUUUGGGGACCUGCACCCCCAGAGGUCCUUCCGGGAGCUGCUUUUCAAUGGCUGCAUCCUGUUUGGAAUCGAGUUCAGCUACGCCAUGGAGACCGCCUACGUGACCCCAGUGCUCCUCCAGAUGGGCCUGCCCGACCAGCUCUACAGCCUGGUGUGGUUCAUCAGCCCCAUCCUCGGAUUCCUGCUGCAGCCUCUCUUGGGUGCUUGGAGUGACCGAUGUACCUCAAGGUUUGGAAGGAGACGCCCUUUCAUUCUUGUCCUGGCCAUAGGAGCAUUACUGGGCCUCUCGCUCUUGCUAAAUGGCAGGGACAUUGGCACAGCCCUGGCUGACACAGCCACCAAUCACAAAUGGGGCAUCCUCCUGACUGUGUGCGGGGUAGUUCUGAUGGACUUCAGCGCCGACUCAGCGGAUAACCCCAGCCAUGCCUACAUGAUGGACGUGUGUGGCCCAGUGGACCAGGACAGAGGCCUGAACAUCCAUGCCCUCCUGGCAGGUCUUGGAGGAGGGUUCGGCUAUGUGGUCGGGGGAAUCCACUGGGACAAAACCAGCUUUGGGAGAGCCUUGGGGGGUCAGCUCCGUGUCAUUUACAUCUUCACCGCCGUCACCCUGAGCGUCACCACUGUGUUGACUCUGGUCAGCAUCCCUGAGAGGCCCCUGCGGGCCCGGGGUGAGAGGAGGACAGCCAUGAAGAGUCCCAGCCUCCCACUGCCCCCGUCCCCACCCGUCCUGUUAGAGGAGGGGGCCAGCGAGGCCCUCCCUUCCAACGCGGCCACCAGCCUGUACGCCAGCUUCUCCAGUCCCAUCUCCCCGCCCAGCCCCCUCACCCCCAAGUACGGCAGUUUCAUCAGCAGGGACAGCUCCCUCACCGGCAUCAACGAGUUCGCUUCGUCCUUCGGCACCUCCAACAUAGACAGCGUGCUCAUCGACUGUUUCACGGGGGGCCAUGACAACUACUUGGCCCUCCCCAGCAGCGUCCCCAGGCAGGCCAUUAGCGUCAGCUUCCCCCGGGCCCCUGAUGGCUUCUACUGCCAUGAGCGGGGGCUGUUGGAAAGGAGGGAGGGGCCCUUGACCUCGGGCUCGGAUGGAGAUGUGCUGAGGGUGGGCUCCCUGGACACCUCCAAACCACGGGCCUCGGGGAUCCUCAAGAGGCCCCAAACACUGGCCCUCCCGGAUGCAGCGGCAGGUGGUGGCCCUGAAGCCAGCAGGAGAAGGAACGUGACCUUCAGCCAGCAGGUGGCCAACAUCCUACUGAACGGCGUAAAGUACGAGAGCGAGCUGACGGGCUCCAGCGAGCAGGUGGAGCAGCCCCUGUCCCUGCGACGCCUCUGCUCCACCAUCUACAACAUGCCCAAGGCACUGCGCAACCUCUGUGUCAACCACUUCCUGGGGUGGCUCUCAUUCGAGGGAAUGCUGCUUUUCUAUACGGACUUCAUGGGUGAGGUGGUGUUCCAGGGAGACCCCAAAGCACCGCACGCAUCGGAAGCAUAUCAGAAGUACAACAGUGGUGUCACCAUGGGCUGCUGGGGCAUGUGCAUCUACGCCUUCAGUGCUGCCUUCUACUCAGCCAUCCUGGAGAAGCUGGAAGAGUGUCUGAGUGUCCGUACCCUCUACUUCAUUGCCUACCUCGCCUUCGGCCUGGGCACCGGGCUGGCCACACUCUCCAGGAACCUGUACGUGGUCCUGUCCCUGUGCGUCACCUAUGGCAUCCUGUUCUCCACGCUCUGCACCCUGCCCUACUCACUGCUCUGCGAGUACUACCAGAGUAAGAAGUUUGCAGGAUCCGGAGCGGAUGGCACACGGCGCGGUAUGGGCAUGGACAUCUCGCUACUCAGCUGCCAGUACUUCCUGGCUCAGAUCCUGGUCUCUCUGGUCCUGGGGCCCCUAACCUCAGCUGUGGGCAGUGCCAACGGCGUCAUGUACUUCUCCAGCCUUGUGUCCUUCCUUGGCUGCCUCUACUCCUCCCUGUGUGUCACCUAUGAAGUUCCUCCCAGUGACACAGCUGUUGAGGAACACCAGCCCCUCCUGCUGAAUGUCUGACAUCUCAGCUUUGGACUUGAGGGUGGCCUGCUGAAGCCUGGCUACUGAGAAACCAAAGGCCUUGGUGAGCAGGCAGGCUUCCCGGCGGAAUCAGAAUGGAAACAUGUGGUCAAUAAUAAAUGAAAGCAGUGAAACCUG